Messenger RNA from Megalops cyprinoides (Indo-Pacific tarpon), 872 nucleotides. RefSeq names its product V-set and transmembrane domain-containing protein 2-like protein. The record is from RefSeq and is a predicted model, not a curated record. The coding region runs from base 184 to 852 and encodes 222 amino acids. The transcript is spliced from 4 exons. NCBI's taxonomy places the organism in Eukaryota, Metazoa, Chordata, Actinopteri, Elopiformes, Megalopidae.
GAUAGGCAGUAACAAGCGGCUGCAGUACACAGACCAACUGAGGCAGCUCGUAUCAUUGACCUGCAUAGGGAGCAAUUUUGAAGCCGGGAGGAUAGUCCCCUAGGACGUGAACUGGGUUUUCAAGAUUUCUUUCCGCCUAAUGUGAAAGAGUGGCAAAGAAUACUGGAAUCUCAAACAAAAGCGAUGGGAGCUUUUGGAGUGAUAAUAGGGAUUUUACAUUACACGGGACUCUACAUCCAACUUAGUGCCUCUUCCAGACAAGGUGGACACGCCGAGGUAGAGAACCAUAUCUCUGGAAACGCUCUCUUCACGGAGGUCCCCCAUGACAUCACGGCACAGAGCGGGCAGGAUGUGGAGAUGGCCUGCUCUUUCCGCGGGGCGGGGUCCCCUUCCUACUCCCUGGAAAUCCAGUGGUGGUACAGCAGGAACCAUAAAGACUGGACAGACAAACAGGCUUGGAUGACCAAUCAGGUUGUGCCCCAGGAGGAGAUAUCAAAGGAUGCUACCAAAAUAAGUGUGGUGAAGGUGGCUGGAAGUAACAUCUCUCACAAGCUGCGGCUGUCCAAUGUGAAGCCUUCGGACGAGGGCACCUACGAGUGUCGUGUCAUCGACUUCAGCGACAGCAAGGCCCGGCACCACAGGGUCCACGCCUUCUUGCGGGUGGAGCCAGAGCAAAACUCCGCCCUCCACCACCCAGGCCCCGCCUCCCACGCCCAGGGCACCCAGCCGGGCGACCGCCAGAUGGAACACUCCAGGCACUCCCAAGCGCACAGCCACCACAAAGGGGGGAGGGAACUGAAGAAACGGUCCACUGACACACCUACUGACUGCACUGACAGCUGUGUGCUGUAGAUCCCCCACCCAGAACACCC